GCGUGGAGCAUAUAUGGGUCAACUCAUUUAAUGAUAUAGCUUCAACCUCUCUCUCUCACUCUAUACAUACCCAUAUCACCUUCAAUCCUCUUUUCUCAUUCGAUUCGCCUCACUUGGACCGUAUUUUUCUCUUUCUUUAGUUUCAGAACGGUACAAAGAGCUGCAUGAAUGACUAAGUAGUCUCAAAGAGCUGCAUGAAUAAGCUGUACAAAGAAGAAAAAGCAACCCUCAUCUGCUUGUUUUGAUUGCUAGAGCUAGCUAGGGUUCUAUUCAGAGAAGAUGGGAUGGGGAUUUGUAUUAAUGAUGAGCUUGUUGAUGGGUAUUGUUGUUGCAGGGUGGUUUUGGUAUAAACACAAGGAGGAGAAAAAGAUGAAGAGUGGGAUACCGAAAGGGAGCUUGGGUUGGCCUUUCUUAGGUGAAACUCUUGACUUCAUUGCUUGUGGUUACACCUCUCGACCUGUCAGUUUCAUGGACAAACGCAAGCUCCUGCAUGGGAAUGUGUUCAAAACACACAUCUUGGGAACACCCAUUAUAGUUUCAACUGAUCCCGACGUGAACAAGGUGGUUUUGCAGAACCAUGGCAACACCUUUGUUCCUGCUUACCCCAAAUCCAUCCGAUUGUUGCUUGGCCCGUCUUCCAUACUUCAAAUGAAUGGUAACCUUCAGAAGAGGGUACAUGCACUCAUUGCAGGCUUCCUCAGGUCCCCGCAGCUUAAAACCAGUAUUACUACAAACAUUGAGAACUCUGUGAGACAAACUUUGGGUUCUUGGCAGCACAUGCAGCUCGUACAUGUUCAACAAGAAACCAAAAAGAUUACGUUCCAAGUCUUGGUUAAAGUUUUAAUGAGUGUUGAUCCCGGUGAAGAUUUGGAGUUUAUGAAGAGAGAAUUUGAGGAAUUCAUCAAAGGUUUGAUUUGCUUGCCUAUCAAGUUUCCAGGAACAAGACUAUAUAAAUCUCUCAAGGCCAAAGAAAGGUUAGUAAAAAUGGUGGAAAAGAUUCUGAAGGAGAGAAAAAUGGCCAUGGCGAAAACAGGCGAAAACAGUGUGGUCAAUGAUGCAGUGGACGUCCUGUUACGUGACAUUAGUGAAGAAGGUGAUGAUGAUGAACAAGGAGAAACAAAAGAGAAGCAAUCUCUGCCGUUGGAUUACAUCAGUGGGAACAUAAUAGAGAUGAUGAUCCCAGGAGAAGAGACGGUUCCCAUGGCAAUGACCCUAGCUGUCAAAUUCCUCGGUGACAGCCCUGUUGCUCUCCACCAGUUGAUGGAGGAGAAUAUGGAACUGAAAAAGCAAAAGAUGAAUUGUGGUGAAGAUUAUAGUUGGACUGACUACUUGUCUUUGCCAUUCACUCAAAAUGUAAUAAGUGAAACUCUUAGACUGGCAAAUAUCAUUAAUGGAGUUUGGAGGAAAGCAGUAAAGGACAUUGAUAUCAAAGGCUAUCUGAUACCACAGGGAUGGUGUGUUCUAGCUUCUUUCAUUUCUGUUCAUAUGGAUGAAGAAAAUUAUGAACAACCUUAUCGUUUCCAUCCAUGGAGAUGGGAGAGACUUGGAACUGCUGUUAACAACAAUGGCUUUACACCAUUUGGAGGUGGGCAGAGGCUUUGCCCUGGUAUAGAACUAUCAAGGCUUGAAAUUUCAAUCUUCCUUCACCAUCUCAUCACCAGUUACAGAUGGGUUGCUGAAGAGGAUCACAUUAUCUACUUUCCAACAGUUAGGAUGAAGAGGAAGCUGCCAAUCAGUGUCACCCGCUUAUGAAACUACCAUUAGUUUGGCCCAUCAAGGACAGUCUGUAGUACAAUAAUAUCUAAAGCAAAAUAUUUUCCUUUCUGAAUUGGAUAAUACAUAAGAAGACAGAAACUUUGGAAGGAUUAUUGCCCACUCAAAAGGGAGCCACUGGGGAAUGGCCAUUUGUACAGAUACAUUGAUCUUUUAAAAGAUAUGAUAGGACUGUGCAUUAUGGUGUUAGUUCUCAUGUCACCAUCUUUUUUUUCUUUCAUAGCAUUGGAGAGGUCCUAACUGGGUCCCCUUUUUCUUUGUUCCUUCUAUAUUGAAUGCAUUGUCUAAAUCCUUGUUCCA
Molecule: messenger RNA, 2073 nt
Organism: Gossypium raimondii (Peruvian cotton)
Lineage: Eukaryota; Viridiplantae; Streptophyta; Magnoliopsida; Malvales; Malvaceae
Product: 3-epi-6-deoxocathasterone 23-monooxygenase CYP90C1
Exons: 9
Coding region: 280-1752 (490 amino acids)
Biological process (GO): multicellular organism development; brassinosteroid homeostasis; sterol metabolic process
Molecular function (GO): iron ion binding; oxidoreductase activity, acting on paired donors, with incorporation or reduction of molecular oxygen, NAD(P)H as one donor, and incorporation of one atom of oxygen; heme binding
Source: RefSeq, a predicted model, not a curated record